UGUUGUCCAAAGUCAGGCAGGAGGUGAACUUGAAACUGCUUGGCCAUAGGCAUGGUAGUAGUAGUAGUAGUAGGUGCUAAAGUUGAAGGCAACCGAAACUGCCAAUAAAUCGAUGCCUUCACACUGAGGAUAUUGUUGCCAUGGCAAUCCAAAGUUCUUUGCAGGGCCAAACAUGUCAGAACCAUCACCCUCGCCGUGAAUCUUAUAAACAAAUUGCGGCGGAUGCCAGUAAAGCAGAAAAAAUGGGAAUGUUGCACAAUUUGGCCGAUUUGAUAAAGAUAAAAAAAGACAAAAUGACGAUCCUAGUGCUGGGCCUGAACAACAGUGGCAAGUCGACGAUAAUCAACCACUUUAAGAAGCCGGGUGACCAGUCGGCCAUUAUGGUGCCUACAGUGGGAUUUAUGGUGGAGCAGUUUUACAGCAUGGCAGGAGUUAGCAUCAAGGCGAUCGAUAUGUCGGGUGCCACACGCUACAGAAACCUUUGGGAGCAUCAGUUUAAGAACUGCCACGGAAUAAUAUACGUUAUUGACUCCAGUGAUCGCAUGAGAUUCGUUGUGGUCAAAGAUGAGUUGGACCUGGUGCUACAGCAUCCCCAUUUGUGCAAUCGGAUUGUUCCCAUUCUCUUUUAUGGCAACAAAUCGGACGCAGAGGACUCCCUAUCCAGCGUCAAAAUAGCAGCAGCACUCAGUUUGGAGAACAUCAAGGAGAAACCCUGGCACAUCUGCUCCAGCAAUGCCAUAUCCGGCGAGGGCCUCGGCGAAGGUGUCCAGUGGCUGGUUCAGCAAAUGCGUUUCGCAAUGCUAAGCAACAAGGACGCCUCGAAAGCAAAGUCCAAGAAUACCAAAUGAGUCUCAUUCCCCGUUAAUGUUUCUU
Drosophila guanche is the source of this 873-nucleotide messenger RNA. RefSeq names its product ADP-ribosylation factor-like protein 6 (gene Arl6). The coding region runs from base 141 to 848 and encodes 235 amino acids. Lineage: Eukaryota; Metazoa; Arthropoda; Insecta; Diptera; Drosophilidae. The transcript has 4 exons. Gene Ontology annotation, cellular component: axoneme; cytoplasm. Gene Ontology annotation, molecular function: GTPase activity; GTP binding. The record is from RefSeq and is a predicted model, not a curated record. Gene Ontology annotation, biological process: vesicle-mediated transport; intracellular protein transport; protein localization to cilium.